AUGGCGGCUUUCGUAGGACGAAUUUGUGGAUCCGGAUUGUUGAGCCCGAAAAGCGGUGCUACCUUGCAGAAGGUACAAAAUUUCUCUACGACCCGCGCCUGGACUAAAAACCAGAAGGUUGCUACUGCGGCUGGUGUAUUGGUAGGCGGUGCCGGAGCCCUUCUCUACGCUCUAGAGCAGUCGGUAGCUGCAUCCGGUACGGAAGUGCACCCACCAGCACUGCCAUGGAACCAUAAAGGUGUACUCGACUCGCUCGACCAUGCGUCGAUCCGGCGCGGGUACGAGGUAUAUAAGCAGGUGUGUGCUGCCUGCCACUCGAUGCGCUUCAUUGCCUAUCGCAAUCUGGUCGGUGUGUCGCAUACCGAAGCGGAAGCAAAGGCCGAAGCGGAGGAGGUCCAGGUACGCGACGGUCCGGAUGAGGCUGGCAACUACUUUAACCGGCCCGGCAAGCUAUCCGACUACUUCCCGAGCCCGUACCCCAACGAGGAAGCGGCCCGUGCCGCUAACAACGGUGCCUAUCCGCCGGAUCUAAGCUACAUUGCGCUUGCACGCCACGGUGGCGAGGACUAUCUGUUCGCGUUGCUCACCGGCUACUGUGAUGCCCCGGCAGGUGUGGUGCUACGUGAGGGUCAGUAUUACAACCCAUACUUCCCUGGUGGUGCUAUAUCGAUGGCGCAAGCACUGUAUAAUGAGGCCGCUGAAUAUUCCGACGGUACGCCACCGACGGCUAGCCAACUGGCCAAGGAUGUGUCCACGUUUCUGGUAUGGGCAGCCGAACCUUAUCACGACGAGCGCAAACGCAUGGGUAUCAAAUCGGUCGGCAUUAUCAUGAUCCUCGGUGCGUUGACUUACUACAUCAAGCGACACAAGUGGGCUGCGCUCAAGACGCGAAAGAUUUCCUUCCACCCAAAGAGCAAGUAA
Anopheles marshallii is the source of this 921-nucleotide messenger RNA. It is a transcript of the gene Cyt-c1, whose product is annotated as cytochrome c1, heme protein, mitochondrial. NCBI's taxonomy places the organism in Eukaryota, Metazoa, Arthropoda, Insecta, Diptera, Culicidae. The transcript has 4 exons. The record is from RefSeq and is a predicted model, not a curated record. Bases 1 to 921 code for a protein of 306 amino acids. Gene Ontology annotation, molecular function: electron transfer activity; heme binding. Gene Ontology annotation, biological process: mitochondrial electron transport, ubiquinol to cytochrome c.